Spinacia oleracea (spinach) is the source of this 1379-nucleotide messenger RNA. RefSeq names its product protein LIGHT-DEPENDENT SHORT HYPOCOTYLS 5-like. Lineage: Eukaryota; Viridiplantae; Streptophyta; Magnoliopsida; Caryophyllales; Amaranthaceae. The record is from RefSeq and is a predicted model, not a curated record. The coding region runs from base 332 to 1147 and encodes 271 amino acids. Gene Ontology annotation, cellular component: nucleus. Gene Ontology annotation, biological process: mRNA transcription; response to light stimulus. The transcript has a single exon.
CCCACUCCCCUUCCCCCCUCUCUUUCUCUCAAAUUCCCCUCUUUUAUUUUUCUUCUCCAUUUUCAUUUCUCCCCCUUUUUUUAUUUUUAUUAUUAUUAUUAUUAUUAUUAUUAUUAUUAUUAUCUAUUUAUAUUUUCCUCUAUUUCCUCUUCACAAGACUCUUGAUAGUGGCCUCCAUCUCCUCCUACUACUUAUUAGCUUCGUCUUAUUCAUUCACCCUUUUUUUUCCCCUUUUCACGUCCCAUCACCCCCAAAAAAAUAAAAACAGAUUGAGAUUAAUACAAAAAAUAUUGAAAUUGUUAAUUUGUAAGUUUGGAGAAAAGAUAUAAAUAUGGAUAUUGGAGGAGUUGGAGCAUCUGAAGGCGGCGGUGGAGGGGGAGGAGGUCCAGGAGGAGAAGGAUCAUCAUCUCAUUCUCAACCUAGUGGGCAAAGAGGAGAACACACCCAUGGCUCAUCAAGUGGUGGUGGUGGUGGUGGUGGUGGUAGUGGUGGUGAUGGGUCGUCUCAACUAGCAGUGGCGGCGACAGCGACAGGGGCAGCACCACUAAGCAGGUACGAGUCACAAAAGAGACGAGACUGGAACACUUUCUUACAAUACUUGAGGAACCACAAACCCCCACUAUCUUUAUCUAGAUGCAGCGGAGCCCAUGUCAUAGAAUUCCUCAAGUAUUUGGACCAGUUUGGUAAAACUAAGGUACACAUCACUGGCUGCCCGUACUUUGGCCACCCUAACCCACCUGCCCCUUGCGCCUGCCCGCUCAAGCAAGCUUGGGGUAGCCUCGACGCUCUCAUCGGCCGUCUUCGUGCUGCGUAUGAGGAAAAUGGAGGUAGACCUGAAUCCAACCCCUUUGGCGCACGCGCCGUCAGGAUUUACCUUCGUGAGGUUAGGGAAAGCCAGGCCAAAGCCCGAGGUAUCCCUUAUGAAAAGAAGAAGCGAAAACGCACUACUACUUCCUCCACUUCCGCUGCCACCGCCGCUCCUCUAACCACCCCAACAACAACAACGGAUGCACCACCACUCGCAGGCAGUAGUGGACUCCACGGUACUAGUGCGGCCGCGGAUGGUGGCAGCGGAAGUGGAGAUGUCAGCGGCGGCGGUGCUGAUGCUAGUACUGCUGGUGUAGGUCCUCCUACAACUACUACCUAAUUUUUUUUAUUUUAAUUAUUAAUUUAUAAUUUGACUUAUUAUUAUUAUUAUCAUCAAGGAUCAAUUAUUGUCCCACGCUGGAAGAUUAAAUUGCGAGUAUAUAUUAUGUGGAAGCAAGCAUAAUAUUAUUAUUUUUCUAAUAUUGUAUAUACUCUGAUGAUCAAGAUCAACCAUCGUUGUAGAAGAUGAAGUUCAAUUAUCAAUUCAAACCAUUUGAUGAUCGUCAUUAUGA